This is a messenger RNA of Paramecium octaurelia, 379 nucleotides long. The record is from the annotation of a GenBank genome assembly. NCBI's taxonomy places the organism in Eukaryota, Ciliophora, Oligohymenophorea, Peniculida, Parameciidae.
AUGGGGAAGAAAAACAAGAGUAGAAAUUUUUCAACAAAGAAAAACUAAUUCAAAUAGAUCAGCAGAACCAAGACAGCAGCUGUUUUUGAUGAAAAAGAAAGGAAGGAGUACUUGACUGGUAUGUUUGGAGCUAAAUAAAAACGAAAAGAGGAAUAUAUCAAAUUACGAAAUGAGAAACACAAGAAAUUCAAUAAAGAAUAGAAAGCAUAAAUCAGAGAAGUUAUAUUGAAAAAUACAUUUUUAGGAAAAAAAGAAAUAAAUUGAGAGAUUGCAAAAUCUUAUUGACUUUAAUAAUUCAUUAAGUAAAACUUAAAAAACAGAAAGUAUUAAAACAUCAAACAACAAAGAGGUCGAAGUAACAACUACUUUUUUUUAAUGA